AUGUGCUUGCCUGCGGUGAAGACCCCGGCGUCCGACGCGCUGCACGAGGUGGCCACCGACUGUGUGUGCUCAGCGCUCUUCCUGAUCGAGGAGGACCUCAAGUACCACCCGUUGGCCAAAGCGCUCUUCGCCGGCGUCUUCACACUGGCGGACCCCUACCAGAUGGCGGUCGCUGAGGAGCUCGUGGACAAGUGCCGCAACUACAGUCGCGUGUUCACGGAGCUGGGCGAGGCGGUGGUGACCGUGCUGGUCAACAACCCCGGCCAGGGGCUAGGAUCGAUGCAGGUGCUCGACAUGAUCCUCGUCUGUGUCGGCCACCAUGACUACGAGGUGGCUGAGGUGACGUUCCACUUCUGGUACCGUCUCUCCGAGGAGCUGUACCAGAUGAAGAGCAGCAACCACUACAGCCGCUUCAAGCCUUACUUCGAGAUGCUUCUGCUGGCGCUCUGCCGGCACUGUCAGAUGGAGUCUGAUCACGACGGCACGCCCGACGACCAGGACGAGUUCUCAGACUUCCGGUCGCGGGUGACCGACCUGGUGCGCGACUUCGUGUUCGUCUGCGGCUCGCUGGACGUGUUCCACCAGAUGUUCCUGUUCCUUCAGGACCCGGCAGCUACUUGGGAGAGCAGCGAGGCUGCUCUCUUCAUCAUGGCCACUGUCGCCAAGAACAUUCUACCUCGGCAGGACAGCGUGGUGCCGGAGGUGGUGCAGGCGGUGCUGGCUCUGCCGGACAGCGUGCACGUGGCGCUGCGUUUCACCGCCAUCAACCUGCUCAACGGGCUUUCCGAAUGGAUCUUCGAGCAUUCCACUGUGCUAGAGCCGGUGCUGAACUUCCUGCUGGCCGGUCUGCGGGUGGACAAGCUGGCCACGGUCUCGGCGCGCGCCCUGAAGUCCAUCUGCGGCCAGUGCGACCGCCAGAUGACCGGCCAUCUGACCGGUCUCGUACAGAUUGUCCAGUCGCUCGACACGUUCAGCAUCACGGCCGAGGCGGCCGUCGGCAUUCUGGAGGGCACCGCCAAGGUGGUGGCCAACAUGCCAACGGAGGCGAUCCCGGAGAUGUUCGGCAAGAUCUGCCAGUCACAGCUAGUGCCGCUGCGGCAGACCGUCGACCAGGCGGGGGACGCCCGGCCGGCCAAGGGAAGCCGCGCCGACCCCGUGCUCUGGCUGGACCGGCUGGCCGCCGUCUUCCGGCACACGCACCCCGAGAUCAGCAACGGGCAGGUGCACCCCUGCAAGGUCGUCUUCGAGGAGCAGGUGUGGCCGGUGCUCUCGGGCGUGAUGCGGCGGUACCAGCGCGACGGCCGGGUGAUGGAGCGCUGCUGCCGCUGCCUCCGGUUCGCCGUCCGCUGCGUGGGUAGCCAGUCGGCCGCGCUCCUCCAGCCCAUGACCGCCCAGAUGGUCGAGAUCUACGCCUCCACGCAGCACAGCUGCCUCAUCUACCUGGCUUCGGUGAUCGUGGACGAGUACGCGGCGCAGCCGGCGUGCGUGCCGCCGUUGCUGGCGACGCUGCACGCCCUGCUGCCGGCGGCGCUGCCGCUGCUCUCCGGCACGGAUGGCCUGCGCCAGCACCCGGAGACGGUGGACGACCUGUUCCGACUGUGCACGCGGCUGGUGCAGCGCGUGACGCUGCCGUAUCUGCAGCACCCACACGCGGCCGACGUCACGCGGCUGGCCGUGUCGGCCGUCACGCUCGACCACAGGGACGCCAACGCCUCGGUGACCAAGUACCUGGCGGAGCUGCUGCGCUGCGGCCGCAAACACGACGAGCGCGACGACUUCGAGCAGCGCCGGGAGCUGGUGGCGGCAGCGUUCGUCGAGUUCGGCGCCGCGCUCAUCAGCAACCUGAUCCAGGCUACGCUCUUCUGCGUGGCCAGCUUCAUGAUCCCCGACAUCGGCGAGGUGUUCAUGGAGGCGCUGCUCACCGACCGGCCGGCCGUGUGCCGCCUGCUGGAGCAGACGCUCAAGUCGCUACCCACCGAGAGUGCCGGCGGCAUUGUCACCGCCACACACAAACAGCUGGUCGAGUUCCACAAGUCUGUUACCAGCGCCGAGACGACUCAGGAGGCGGUGCAGGCGCUGCGCGAGUUCUCCCGGCUGUACAGAUGAGGCGCGGCCGUGCCGGGCCGGCGCGUCGCGACCCGGGCC
This is a messenger RNA of Pollicipes pollicipes, 2145 nucleotides long. RefSeq names its product transportin-3. The record is from RefSeq and is a predicted model, not a curated record. The transcript has 14 exons. Lineage: Eukaryota; Metazoa; Arthropoda; Thecostraca; Pollicipedomorpha; Pollicipedidae. Gene Ontology annotation, cellular component: cytoplasm. Gene Ontology annotation, biological process: protein import into nucleus. The coding region runs from base 1 to 2106 and encodes 701 amino acids.